AUGAAAAAAUAAAGAGUGUAGCAAUAAUCGAGAUUUCCAAUGACUGCAAGACCAUUAUAAAAAUUUGAUUUGGAAACAGAAGAAUAAAUAGAAUAGAGAUUCAAUGAAUUCUUGAAUGAAGCUCAAAAUGAAACAAUAAAAUUAGUAACAGUUUAGAAGGGAAAAUAAAGAAGAUUGGCUCUUAAUCAAAACAAGAAGAGAACAAUCAAGGAAAGUUAAAUGGUUGAAUAAUCAUCAUAUGAUGGAGAGAAUCAAUCUCAUGAGGAUGAGAUAAUUGAAUUAGAAACCAAACCCUAAAAGAAAAUUAGUCAAAAGCAUGAGGAAUUUUAUAAAUUUUUUGUGGAUCGAUACUUCCAUAAAUAAGAGGUGAAAUAAUCUGCUUCUACUUAAACUUUAACAAACGAUGUAAACUUUUUAGUUAACAGAUAUGGAGAUUUUUUACAAAAUUCACUAAUGUCUAGUUUAAUUAUUGAUACUCUAAAACACAAGUUCUAGAAUCAAGUUCCUAUGUAUGAUCAUAUUGGAACUGCAUAAAAGAUCUUGCAAUCAUUUAAUGUAUCAGCUGUUACUUUAUGUAACAUGAAAACUCCAGAAGAACGAUAAACCUACUUACUUAAUAGUUUUUAAUAGAAAUGUGAUUCAUUAAUGAAUGAAUGGACUCUUAAAAUAGCAAAGAAAGACAAACAAUUAUUAUAGAUCGAUAAGUAAUUUACUCUCACAAGAAUGAAAAAUCGCAAAGAACAAAAUGAUCUAUUUAAAUGGUUGACCUUAAAAAGUAAAUAUUAGGUUCUCUAAAAAAAGUUAAGAGAAAUGCUUAUGGAAAAAAUUAAUGAAUAUGAAAAUCAAAUUAAAAUAGCAGAAGCCAUUAGCUAAAAUAAAAAGGUUAAUUUAACAGGCAUCGAGACUAUUUAAACUUCGUAAAUUGUAAAAAAUAAUAAUUUCUAUUCUCAAACCAAUACAGACAUAUUUUAAUGGAAUCCUUUACUUGAAUCUAAAUUUCAGAAGGAAAGAUUGAAAGCUCAAUAUACAUACAAUUCAGCAAUUAAUUCGAGCAAUUUCAAUCAAGUCGCUUUUAUGUAGAUAUUUGAUUAAGUAAAAAUUGAAGAUCCUGUUUAUCUACAAAGAGAAGUAAAAAUGUAAAAAUAUAUGAAUGGGGAUUGGUUAACCCCAUAAGAAAUGAAAUUUCUUGCAAAUACUUCAGAACUACUGAAUAAAUGCGUAGAUUAAAAGCAAGUCAAGAAAGUUGUAAUGCAUAUCAAGGAAAGAUAACUCUAUGAUUUAGAAAAUUAUUUAGCAUAAUAAAUCAUUUAGAAUCAUUAAUCACUUAAUUACUAAAUUUAACAAGCUAGAUCAAUAUGGUUAAAAGAACAAACGAAAAUAAGAAAACAAUAAAUCAAGUCACAUGAUUAAUAAAUUUAAGAAUAAAUUAAGCAUGCUAAAACACUAAAAGAGCACGACAAAAAAGUGAAGAAGCUUCAAAGAAUUUGCAAAAAAUUAGAAGAGAAUAUCUCAAUCAAAGAUUAAGUAUAUAGGAACUUCUUUGCUUUAAUUUUUGUUAGGAAAGUAAUCUAGAAGGUUGAGUAUCUUAGAUUCAUUAAAAUGGAAAAAAGUAAUAUGUUUGUUAAAGAAACAUUGGCUGAAUAAGAAAAACUGAGACUUCAUAAAGAAAGAUUAAAAUAACUAUCAAUACCAUAUAAUUACGAAGAAGACAAACGUAGAAAGUAUCAUCCUUCAUCUAAAGUUGGGUUUGUUCCUACUCAAGGUAUGACAGCUGAUGAUUGGGAGAGUUUAGAGGGUCUUAAAUUGGCAGAAAGACUUAAGAUACUUAAGGAGAAAGAAAAUUAAUAUCGAUUAGGAGUAUUAUCAAUAUAAAACAAUAAAAAAGAGAACUUUAUGAAAUUUUAUUCUUCUGGACCUAAUAAAGCUUUUAGGUAAGAUCCCAUUUUUGAUCCUCUUAAUCCUAAUGAUCCUCCUAAGUUGACAGAUAAAGAAUUAAAUUCAAUCAUUAUGAUUCAGAGGGCUAUUCGGAAAAGAAUAGCAUUUAAAAAAUUAAAGGAACUAUAAAGAGCUAUUUUUUCAAAAUAAACUUAGAAUUUAUCAUGA
This is a messenger RNA of Paramecium tetraurelia, 2103 nucleotides long. RefSeq lists its product as uncharacterized. Lineage: Eukaryota; Ciliophora; Oligohymenophorea; Peniculida; Parameciidae. The transcript has 2 exons. The record is from RefSeq and is a predicted model, not a curated record.